AGGUGGGAGUUCUCCCUUGAGGAGGCGCCGGACGGCACCAGCCUGGUGCUGGAGGUGGCGGUGGGCCGCUUCCUGGACACCUCCCUCAUACAAACCGACCUGCAACCCACGUACGUGCGGCUGCUGAUCAAGGGCAAGCUGCUGCAGCUGCUACUGCCCUGCGAGGUGCGGCCGGAUGGAGCCAGGGCGCAGAGGAACAUGACCACAGGU
Messenger RNA from Volvox carteri f. nagariensis, 210 nucleotides. RefSeq lists its product as uncharacterized. The transcript has a single exon. NCBI's taxonomy places the organism in Eukaryota, Viridiplantae, Chlorophyta, Chlorophyceae, Chlamydomonadales, Volvocaceae. The record is from RefSeq and is a predicted model, not a curated record. The annotation marks the transcript as partial.